Solanum dulcamara is the source of this 603-nucleotide messenger RNA. RefSeq names its product potassium channel KAT3-like. Bases 1 to 603 code for a protein of 200 amino acids. Gene Ontology annotation, molecular function: voltage-gated potassium channel activity. NCBI's taxonomy places the organism in Eukaryota, Viridiplantae, Streptophyta, Magnoliopsida, Solanales, Solanaceae. Gene Ontology annotation, cellular component: membrane. Gene Ontology annotation, biological process: potassium ion transport; transmembrane transport. The transcript has 4 exons. The record is from RefSeq and is a predicted model, not a curated record.
AUGACAUAUGUUAUACUUAAUAUUUCUUUUGAAAGGUAUGUGACUCAUCUAGGAUUUCCAAUGGAUGUUGCAUCAACCAUACCAUUUCAAACAAUAUACCAAUUCUUUGAUGGGAAAAAGCAAGAAGGAGACAUUUUUGGCUUCCUCAACUUGCUCAGACUAUGGCGACUGCGUCGCGUUAGUAAAUUAUUCUCAAGACUAGAGAAGGACACUCAAUUCAGCUACUUCUGGACAAGAUUUUGUAAACUAGUUUGUGUGACCUUAUUCGCGGUGCAUUCCUCUAGUUGUUUCUAUUACUGGCUAGCAACACAUUAUCAUACUGCAGAAAAUACCUGGAUUGGAUCAAGUGUUACUAAUUUCCAAGAAAGAAGUGUCUCUCUAGGGUACACAUAUUCCAUGUAUUGGUCUUUUGUUACCCUCACCACAGUAGGUUAUGGCGAUCUUCGUGCACAUAAUACAGGGGAGAAGGUUUUCUCCAUCUUCUACAUGCUUUUCAACAUUGGCCUCACUGCUUACUUAAUUGGCAACAUGACCAAUCUUAUUGUCCAUAGUGUUGAUAGAACCUUCGCGAUGGUAAUGACUCCUUAUUUAUGCAUUCUGUAG